This is a messenger RNA of Neurospora tetraspora, 618 nucleotides long. RefSeq lists its product as uncharacterized. Lineage: Eukaryota; Fungi; Ascomycota; Sordariomycetes; Sordariales; Sordariaceae. The transcript has 3 exons. The record is from RefSeq and is a predicted model, not a curated record. The coding region runs from base 1 to 618 and encodes 205 amino acids.
AUGGCGUCAGCCCGUGGACUCACCGCUGUUGGAGUUCCUCCAUUCCCGUCAUGGAUUCUUUACAUUCGGAUUGCCAUCCUCGUGCUAUCACUUGUUCUUCUGGGUGUUGCGGCGUGGGCUGUCUCGUUGUUUUCCGUAGGAGGGUCUGCGGCUUAUGGAUAUACGGGCGCUAGUGGGAUGAUGGUCUUCGUGACCAUUUGGAGUCUUGUAGUUUAUGGGGGCUCCCUCGGGUUCCAAUUUGGGGCACCUCACCUCUUCUACCGCAUCGUCGGUCUUAUUCUUUACAGUCUCGCAGUGAUCUUCUGGCUUGCGGGUUGGGCGUAUGCGGCAAGCCAGGCGGCUCUCGUGCUCGACUGGGUUGGAGGUUAUGGUGGUGAAGUUCAUGACUACGGCUCAGCCUUGGCUGUGUGCGCCGGUCUAGGUGCCGUUGCCUGGGUCCUGUCAAUCAUCGAUCUAGUCUUUUUCAUCCUCGCUUGUGUUCGCGAAGCCACGGCGCCGAAGCUCAGCCAGGCUGAACUCGGACAAGUGCAGCCAACCGCUCCUGUUGCGUCCGUCACUACCAAUGAGCUACCUCACGAGCAACCGGUAUAUUCGCAGCAGCCCUAUGCGACACAGUAG